This is a messenger RNA of Danaus plexippus (monarch butterfly), 2041 nucleotides long. RefSeq names its product plasminogen activator inhibitor 1-like (gene serpin-13). The record is from RefSeq and is a predicted model, not a curated record. Gene Ontology annotation, molecular function: serine-type endopeptidase inhibitor activity. The transcript is spliced from 9 exons. NCBI's taxonomy places the organism in Eukaryota, Metazoa, Arthropoda, Insecta, Lepidoptera, Nymphalidae. Bases 168 to 1508 code for a protein of 446 amino acids.
GUACGAGUCAGUAGUCGGUAGUAGUGUUUUAGACUUUGUCGGUGGCGGUCGUGUCGCUAGCUUGAAUAAAUGCUCUUGCUUUUUGCAAAAUUUUCUUGACAGUUCGCAAAUUAAUUAUAUAAUUGUGAUAAUAACACAAUUUAUGAAAUUGUCAUCAUAACAAAGAUAUGUCCCUCAAACUUUCAAGCGUCGUCUGUUUUUUUGGGCUUUUUAUUAUAGGAAUAGUAAAAAGCGAAGAUGAAAGCAGGAUAUCAUUCAACUCUGAUGAAUUGAAAAAGAAUGCUCUGGCCGACGCUGUUAAUGAUUUUGGUUACAAAAUAAUGACCAAGAUGAUAAAUGACAAUUAUGAUAAAAACAUCGCCUUGUCCCCAACAGGUAUUGCCGGUUUGCUAGCCAUGAGUCUACUGGGCAGCGUGGGGAGGUCAUAUGAUGAGCUGGCCGAGGCACUCGGAUUCUCUCAAGAUGUAAGCAUCAAUCGUCAGAAUCACGAGAUGUUUGGGGAACUGUUGAAUGAUUUAAAUAACAAUGAGACAGCUAGUAAAACUAUAUUCUCGGACGCUCUUUUCAUCGAAGGCAAGUCAAAUCUCAGAGAGGCAUAUCGGAGUUACCUGGCCAGGGUUUACCGUGGGGACGCCAUUGGUGUCGACUUUGCUGACAGAAGUACAGUUAAGGCAUUAAUCAAUGAAUGGGUUAGUAAUAUGACUAAAGGAAAAAUUCCGGAUUUCCUUAAAGAAUCACUACCAGCCGACACAAGGGCGGUGUUACUUAGCGCCUUAUAUUUUAUCGGCCAGUGGGAAACCCCGUUCGUGCCUGAGUACACGUUAAAAAUGAAUUUUACGACACCCAAGAAUGACGUUGAAGUUGACAUGAUGUUGAACUUAGGAAACUUCAAACACGUCUACUCCAUUGAAGAUGGUGUUCACAUGGUAGCCCUUCCUUAUAACGAUAGUAUCACAACCAUGUAUGUUCUAAAACCUAGACGACCUGAUAAACAGAGUAUAAAUGAAAUAUUAAACAGCCUUAAUUACACAAGAAUAAAUAAAAUGAUCGACGAAAUGUGCAACCGAAAGGCCAUAAUAAGAUUUCCCAAAAUGGACCUCAAGGUUCACGCAAAUUUGGAAGGACCUUUAAAACAAUUAGGCAUUCAGUCCAUUUUCAUUCCGAACCAAGCGAAUUUCGCUCUUAUGAUAGACGGUGCAAAGGCUGUAAACAAAACGGAAGAGGAAUUAUUGACAAGAAUUAAUGAUGGCGACCGGCUGUCAGGAAUUAAAGAUUUAAAAAGCGUAAUUGAUGCACUCCCGAAUCCCGGCGUUUAUGUCGACUCCAUAUUACACGAUGUCCGAAUAACUAUAGAUGAAUAUGGGACGGAAGCGGUCGCUGCGACAAGUGGUAUUUUGGCAAGGACGGCUGAGACGUUUUAUGCAAAUACGCCAUUCUACAUGUUCAUAAGAAAUGAGAAAACUAAACUAGUCACCUUCAGUGCUGUUGUCUAUGACCCUACUACAUGAUCGAACAAUAAUUUAAAAUUUAUAUAAUUCUAAUUGUUUUUACAAUAAGUUUUAAAUUAAUCCAAUAGCUAGAUUAUUAAAAUACAUGACAUUAUAAAACAAGAUUAAAAUAUACAAUAAAGGACCGAGAUAUUACAUAAAAAGAUCUAAUUAAUUACUUAGUUAAGAAGAAUGGCUGCUGGAUUUUUUAAAUUAUUUAUGGUUUUUUUUUUUUUAAUAACGUUUUCUUAAUAUUUUUAAAAAUCAUUGGCAUUUAUUUCUCACCUAUUUUUUUUUUUUUACAAAAAAAAAAUCCUUAGUUUAUAAAGGGUUUAGGAAUAUGAAGAAAUACAAAUAGAUAUUUAAAGAACCUGUAGAGUAAGAACAAACCAGUUUUGCAUAUACAGAUACAAAAUAUAUUUAAAUAUGAAUAAGUAUAGUCUAUACAUAGUUUAUUUGAUUUUUUUAUAUAAAUUAGUUAAUGAUUACUAAUUAGUCACUGAUUCAUGUAUUAAAUUUUUUAUCCUUUAAAAAUAAAGAUAAAAUAAAACAAA